AUGCAAAGGGAGAAAGUUAUAUACUAUCAUCAGAGAAGGACACGACAGAAAAUGGUUAAACAAGUACCAUAUCUACUAGGAAGAUUUAUGGACCCAUUGUUGGCCAUAGUCAUCGGAACCACAAGUUACUACCUCUAUGAGACAAGAACAACCAGAGACCAACCGACUCGUCGCAGUCUCCUUCAUCUACUAGAAAGAAAUUAUUCUGGCUCUCAUUAG
This is a messenger RNA of Naumovozyma castellii, 219 nucleotides long. It is a transcript of the gene NCE101, whose product is annotated as Nce101p. Lineage: Eukaryota; Fungi; Ascomycota; Saccharomycetes; Saccharomycetales; Saccharomycetaceae. The coding region runs from base 1 to 219 and encodes 72 amino acids. The transcript is spliced from 2 exons. The record is from RefSeq and is a predicted model, not a curated record.